AAUACAAUCAAAUGAAAGCCUCCUUUUGACGCCUUCUUUUGUUCCCUCCCUUCUCUUCCUUUAUUCCUUCCUUUAGUUCUCUCUCUCUCUCCCUCCAUCAAAUAAACCAAUUAAAACCAUCACAUUUUUCUACCUCCUUUUCAUGCUUCUCUCUCAACCCAACAAGCAAAGAAAAACCCUUUAUCUCUUGAGCCACUAAACAGAGUUUUGCUUUCACAAACAACAUCUUAACACACCCCCAUUUGCACUUUUUUCAUUUUCUUCUUCCUCUCUCUUUGAACCUGACAUCGUGAAACGUGACAAAUAUUGUUACUUUUGGACGAGAAAAUGGUCCACUAUCACCGCUCCCAUCAACCCAGAAAAGCUGCAACAGAGUCCACCAAAGAUGAAGAGUCACAAAACCUUGUCUUGGAUUGCUCAAGCUCUAGUUACUACAAGAGAACUAGACCCAAGUUGUUGUCUUUUCUCUUCCUCAUCACCUUCCUCUCUUGUUGCUAUGUUUUCGCACCCUUUUUCUUUCCCCCUUCUUUCACUUUAUCUCUAUUAUACUCUCCCGGAACUGAAAAUGAUGGGAACCAAGAUGGGGUUGAUGCAAAUGCUUCUACAUGCUCUUCAGUUUCUACUGGAACUAUAUGUUGUGAUAGAAGUGGUUACCGUUCUGAUGUUUGUGUGAUGAAAGGUGAUAUAAGAACUCAUUCAGCUUCCUCUUCAGUCUUUCUUUACAAUUCAGGGAGCAUUAAUAAUGUUUCCAAACAUGAAAAGAUCAAACCUUAUACUCGAAAAUGGGAGACAAGUGUUAUGGACACUAUUGAUGAAUUAAAUCUCAUCUCAAAGAAAGUGAAUUUGGGUGAUGUUGGUGGUUGUGAUGUCCAACAUGAUGUUCCUGCAGUGUUCUUCUCUAAUGGGGGCUACACUGGGAAUGUUUAUCAUGAAUUCAAUGAUGGAAUCAUACCCUUAUACAUCACUUCCCAGCAUUUCAACAAGAGGGUUGUAUUUGUAAUUCUUGAAUAUCAUAAGUGGUGGAUGAUGAAGUAUGCAGACAUCCUCUCUCAUCUAUCAGAUUUUCCAGCAAUUGAUUUUAAAGAAGACAACAGAACACAUUGCUUCCCAGAAGCCAUUGUUGGUCUUAGAAUCCAUGAUGAACUCACUGUGGAUUCUUCAUUGAUGAAGGGUAACAAGGGUAUUGUUGAUUUUAGAAACCUCUUGGAUCAAGCUUAUAGGCCUAGGAUUAAGGGUCUGAUUCAAGAUGAGGAAAGGAAAGCACAAGAGAAACUGAGAGAACAAGCCUCUUCAUCUCCAUCAUCAGAAACCUCACAAGAAGGUUAUAUUAUUAAGCAACAUGUGCAAGAGAAUCCAUGGAAGAAACCAAUGUUGGUUAUUCUCUCUAGAAGUGGGUCAAGAGCUAUUACUAAUGAGAAUUUGCUGGUGAAGAUGGCAAAAGACAUUGGGUUUUUGGUGCAAGUGUUAAAACCUGACAGAACCACAGAAUUGGCAAAAAUUUACAAGGCACUUAAUGCAAGUGAUGUCAUGAUAGGGGUUCAUGGAGCAGCUAUGACACAUUUUCUUUUCUUGAGACCUGGUUCUGUGUUUAUUCAAGUGGUUCCUCUCGGUACUACAUGGGCAGCACAAACUUAUUAUGGAGAACCUGCGAGGAAGCUUGGCUUGAAGUACAUUGGCUAUGACAUUCAUCCUAGAGAGAGCACUUUAUAUGGGAAAUAUGAUAAAAAUGAUCCUAUUCUAAGAGACCCUGCAAGCAUUAACAAGAAAGGGUGGGAAUACACAAAGAAGAUCUAUCUUGACAGCCAAAAUGUCAAUCUAGACCUUAGAAGAUUCAGAAAAAGGUUGCAUCGAGCUUAUGAGUACACAGUCUCCAAAUCAAAGCUGAAUCUUCAACACCAACCAAUGUGAAUUUCAAUGGUUUCAUUCUUUAUUGUGAAUAAAGUAUAUUUCAAGUCUUAAUCAUACUUAUGCAUAUAUCAAGAUAAUGUGGAAAGUUCUUAGUGCGAUAUGUUGUGUACAGCAAACAUUUAGAAAUAUAUACUAGGAUGUGUAAGUAAAAGCAGCAACUUGUAAUUUACUUAUUCCCUCAUUUUUGUUGUGAAAAACAGUUUGUGUUACAUUGUUCACUUUUGAUUCAAUCCUCCAAUGUUGGCGGUUUCGAAAAUUUUGAGAGGUUAAAGUUGAAGUUUGCUAAACUACUAGUGUGGUGUUGAUUGAAAAGAGCAAAUCUUUCCUUUUCGUUUUGAAUUCAAUCAAUUAAUGUGAGCUAUAUCUACUUAACAAUGUUUU
Messenger RNA from Abrus precatorius (Indian licorice), 2289 nucleotides. Its product is annotated as beta-1,2-xylosyltransferase XYXT1-like. NCBI's taxonomy places the organism in Eukaryota, Viridiplantae, Streptophyta, Magnoliopsida, Fabales, Fabaceae. Gene Ontology annotation, molecular function: glycosyltransferase activity. Bases 328 to 1908 code for a protein of 526 amino acids. The transcript has 3 exons. The record is from RefSeq and is a predicted model, not a curated record.